AUGUUGAAAACGCGAAUUUGGAAGUCAGUAAAACUCGCCCAGCGCUGUAGACAUGGCUGGAGAAACCAAAUGGAAGAAAAUAUGGCUAAAAACGCUUCACGAAGACGCGAAAUGUAUUUCAUUCUUCGAAAAAAGGGACUUCCUCACAAAAGUUUGAUGAAAAAGAUCCAGCAAAUGGAAGAUCAAGGAGUAUCAACCCGAAAUUACAAAUGGGACGGUUGGGAUCCUUUGGAAUUCGACGAAGCUUUCAUGCAGCAGAAGAAGAUGCGAGAGAAAGCGGCGAUUGAGGAUGAAAGAGAAGCGAAGAUGGCGGAAAAAUUCAUAACGCUGGAAAGAAGAGAGUUCGAAGAAGCAGAAAGGCGAAGAACAGAAGAAGAUGCAGAGCCAGAAGCUUUUGUCUCGGAAAACGAAGAAGGGAGAGAUCUAGACGUAGAUUCGCAGAUGGUUCUGUUAGGCAAAACAAGAGAAGAAAUCGACGAUUAUUUUCAAAACGGACCCUGGCCAGACAAAACCUACUGGAGAAAAGGAUUCAAGAACUUUUUAUCCCUCAACCGGAGAUCGCGAAAAAUGGUGAUUGACAGAGUCGAGGAGGACGAAAAAGUGCAGCAUAAACUGAAAGAGUUGAAGCAAGACUGGUAUUUGAGGAAAAACAAGCUCAUUAAAAUCGAAGGGGUGGAAAAUAUCGGCUGCGCAUUGCAUCUGGAUUUUUUGGAGAGAGAAGCAAGGAUUGAAAAACAUGGGCUGAAGGUGGUUGAUAGAACUGAUGUGGGAAAACGAUGCGUGCAGUACAUUUUAUUCAAUCGAUGGGAGGAUCUUCGGAAGUUGAAAUUGACGGAAAUGCGAGGGAGCACACUGUACCAAGUGGGCAAGGAUGUGAUAAGAGAGUACUCGGAUCACAAAGCGCCCCCUAAAGUUAUUGCUUUCGGAUCCCCACCGAAUGAGCAUAGACAGAAACUCCUCAGAGACUUGCGAAAGAAUGAUCCUCUCCGCCAUAUUCGACUAGUUCUCGAAGCAGGAAUCGACAAGAUGGAAAAAGGCGCAAUUCUUCGAGCCGCCAGUCUGGCAGGAGUCAACUCGGCUUUCCAACUCGACUAUCCUGGAUUUAUUUCUGACAAUUUCAACUCCGAAACUAUCCGUGGCUCCGCAGGACUAAUUUACACUCUUCCUCUUCAUCAGCGAGCCACGAUGGCGAAAAAUGACUACUCAAGUAACAUCAAAGAUAAGACAAAUGUGUCGAAAAAGAAGGAAAAUCAUAUUGACCCAUUUCAACUCGCCGUUAAUUCUAAUCCAGACUAUCAGCCAGCCGUUUUUCUUACCCAACCCGAAAGUAACGAAAACGACGAAGAACUCCAACAAAUCGAAGCUGUCGAUGUUCACGACGUCGAUUGGACUUAUCCUAACAUCAUGCUCGUUGCAGCGGACGAGUGGAUUUCUGACGAAACAAAAAGGCUUUUGAAAGAAUAUGACACAACUUUCAGACUCGUUUCAACGACUCCCUCUAACCCUGUCUUUCAAAAAGCAAACAUAUCUCUCAAUUCUAGCGUAUCAAGCGCUUUAUUCGAGGCAAGACGCCAAAUAGAUGAAGAAAACGUACAAGAAGACCCUGAAGAUUUUCUAUCCGAAAACGAUCCUAUUCCAGAAAAUGUUGAAAACUUGCAAAUUAAGCUCGAAUAA
Messenger RNA from Oikopleura dioica, 1674 nucleotides. Lineage: Eukaryota; Metazoa; Chordata; Appendicularia; Copelata; Oikopleuridae. The record is from the annotation of a GenBank genome assembly.